Molecule: messenger RNA, 783 nt
Organism: Letharia lupina
Lineage: Eukaryota; Fungi; Ascomycota; Lecanoromycetes; Lecanorales; Parmeliaceae
Exons: 1
Coding region: 1-783 (260 amino acids)
Molecular function (GO): RNA binding
Source: RefSeq, a predicted model, not a curated record
AUGGCCUUUGCAAAUUCCAAGCAGUAUGCGACUGAUGCCGAUGAGGAGAUCAUACCAACGACAACCAUGAUCAAGAACCUUCCCAUCCACUGGAACACUGGUCAUCUGCUACACCUCAUGAGCCAAAUGAAGCUCCCACCACCAAGGGCUUUGAACUAUCUCUACGACGAAUUCGAUGACUUUCGUGGCAUGGCAUUUGCCACCUUUGCCACGUCGGAGGAGGCGCGGCAAGUGGUCCUGGAGCUCAAUUACCAUCAAGUGUUCGGACGAAAGCUGAAUGUACAGUACAAGAGGAAACACCCUUGGGUCAUAGCAAGAGAGGACUUCUCUUGGCGGAAACCUUUGCAGCCAACCCAUAGUUCACACACAAAUGAUCGAUACAAGUCGUACCUGCACCCCCAAGAGAAGGGUUGUCCAGUGCCAAGGCCCACAAGACAGCAGACGCCACCUUCGGAAUCCUACAAUUUGCUCAUGGCCUACCAAACAGACCCUGUCGAGAAGGAGAAACUCAAAAGAAUCCUUGUGCAAACAGGGGACUACCAAGAAGCUAUCAAUAAGUUCGCGAAAAACAGAGCGCUGGAGUCGCAAGAAGUGGAACAUCCAUGGAGUAUGCAGAAUCGGCCGAUAUUGGAGAUGAGGCCGGCGACAUUAGGGGACCUGCAGCAGAUAGCUGCCAUGGAGAGUCGAUUUGGACUUGGUGGCGAAGCCUCUUUGAGUGGGUUGCUCUUCACCAACCACGAAGGGGACCGGGAUGCCACGGAUACGACGAAGGAAGGCUACUAA